Messenger RNA from Impatiens glandulifera, 482 nucleotides. Its product is annotated as protein DOWNY MILDEW RESISTANCE 6-like. The coding region runs from base 19 to 465 and encodes 148 amino acids. The transcript is spliced from 2 exons. The record is from RefSeq and is a predicted model, not a curated record. NCBI's taxonomy places the organism in Eukaryota, Viridiplantae, Streptophyta, Magnoliopsida, Ericales, Balsaminaceae.
UCAAAGAGAUAAAUUAAGAUGAUAUCAAAUUGGAGCAAAGUAGAGAGUGUUCCAAAAUCCUAUAAUUUUCCAUUCGGAGAAAGACCAGACGAUAAUCUAAUAGCCCCCUUUUGUAAUUCAAUCCCAAUCAUCGAUCUUCAAUCCCUCUCCUCUCAAAGAACUGAAAUCAUCAACCAAAUCUUGAAGGCUUCUCAAGAUUAUGGAUUCUUCCAGCUGAUUAAUCAUGGGAUAUCCGGGGAAUUAACAAGGGAUAUGAUGCUAGUAGCUGAAGAAUUAUUUGAUCUACCAACAGAAGAUAAAGCAAGAUUAUAUUCUGAUGAUCCAAAUAAACUUUGUAAAAUGAAAAUGAGCAUAGAUUACUCUAGAGAAAAGGUUCAUUAUUGGAGAGAAAAUUUUCAGCAACCAUGUCAUCCUCUUCAAGAUUAUAUCAAUGAUUGGCCAACAAAUCCACCAAGAUACAGGUAAUCGAUCUUAUGAAACAA